CGUACAAGAGGAACGACCUCGUCUGCCAAGAAUCAUUGUUGUUCUGUCCCUGGAUGUCUGAAGCGGUUCAAGCGUUUAGAACAUUUGAAGCGACAUAUCAAAACCCAUACACUUGAACGACCAUUCGCUUGUCAGACUGCUGGCUGCGGUAAACGGUUCUCACGCUCUGAUAAUCUUUCCCAACAUAUCAAGACGCAUCAGCGU
This is a messenger RNA of Lobosporangium transversale, 204 nucleotides long. RefSeq lists its product as hypothetical. Gene Ontology annotation, biological process: regulation of transcription by RNA polymerase II. The transcript is spliced from 2 exons. The record is from RefSeq and is a predicted model, not a curated record. Gene Ontology annotation, molecular function: RNA polymerase II cis-regulatory region sequence-specific DNA binding; DNA-binding transcription factor activity, RNA polymerase II-specific. The annotation marks the transcript as partial. Lineage: Eukaryota; Fungi; Mortierellomycota; Mortierellomycetes; Mortierellales; Mortierellaceae.